AUCAUGACUAUAUCAACAAUGGUAAGAAUUUAAAAUAAUAUGAUUAAAAAAAAUAUAUAUAUUCUUAGCAAAUCGUAAACCAUUGUUGAUAUGUAAUAUUCCCUUAAAAAACAUCUUAGCUAAUCAGGACUAUAUUCUCACUAUAAUAUAUACUUCGUAUUACAUAUGGUUGAUAUUCAUUCCUUAUAUGAUUAAAUCAUGCAAUAUCCUCUAAUUCUCUUUACCUUUUUAUUUUUAUCCCAAAUUUUCCAAAAACAUCUUACCUAACAGGUCAUUAUAAAAAAGCUUAUAAUCAAUCCGUCGAAUUUUGAAUCACAAGCACUAAAUAACUUUAAACGUUAUUUUUUUCUAAUAGCACAAACUUUAAAGCUUAUACAAAAUAUCAAUCCGGCGAAUGAAAAUAUUACUAUACAGGCUAGGGUUAUCUGCUUAUGGACUAUUCCAUCUUUUAAUAAUGCAAACGAUGUACAUUCUCUAGGGAUGGUUUUACUAGAUGAAUAAGUAUGUAAUCUAAUGUUUGUCAUCAUUUUUUAUAUAUGUAUAAGUUGUGCUAGCAUCUUGCGGAGUUUCAAUAAUUAUGUUUUUUUUAAUUUAUUGUUUUUUUUUAUCUAAAUUUAAUUGCCUUUUAAAUUUCAACAAAGGCAAUAUCCAUUAGUUGUCUGUUUUGCAAUGACUAUUAACAAAAGUCAGGGUCAAUCUCUUUCCCAUGUUGGCCUAUAUCUCCCAAGACCAGUAUUUAGUCAUGGUCAACUAUAUGUUGCGGUUUCAAGAGUCACAAAGAAGAGUGGACUAAAAGUUUUAAUAUGUGUGACAAAGAAGGAAAAAUAUAUCAUACUACACACAAUGUAGUAUACAAAGAAGUGUUUCAAAAUUUGCAUAAUGAGUUGGCAGCACCUUUGGAGGCUCUAGGAAAGGCUGCAGCAGAAUUACAGAUAAGGAAACGAACCAAUAUUGGAAUGGACUUAGCUUUUGACUGGGAACAAGUUAAAGCCUUUGCGAGGCAGGCUGAUGGCUCAUUGUUCAGUUGGUGUGAACGCCAUCAUUGCUACCAUCACUUAAUUUAUGGAAUAGUAAAUAACAGUAAAGUGGCUGUACCUCUGAAAUAUGGCUGCAAAAAUUUCUACUGGGAACCUUGGGAGCCUCUUCUUCGGAAGCUGGAAACAGAAGGCAUUCUUAAACAAGUAUUUCCUUUGCACGAUGAACAGAAAAAGAAGGAGAUGCUAAGGAGUUGGGCACUAAACUUUUGGGACAUUACAAGGCAGCCAAUUGAUGAUAUAUACCUAUACUUUGGAACCAAGAUAGCAAUAUAUUUUGCCUUUCUUGGAAUGUAUACUCGGUGGUUACUCUUUCCUGCGGCAUUAGGGAUUGUAUUGCAUUUAGUUGACUUUGGAUCACUACAAUUUCUGGCUCUUCCGGUGUUUUUCAUAAGUAUCAUAUCAUGGGCUGUGUUCUUCUUCCAGUUCUGGAAACGCAAAAAUUAUGCCCUCAUAACCAGAUGGAACAUCAGUUACACAGUUGGAACAGGACCUGGAUAUAAGAUAUUUGGAAUGGAUCUAAACUCUAGGAAGCAUCCUCUGGAAUUCACAAAAAAGUUGGAGGCUGAUAAUGUCAAAGGGAAAGCAGCAUACCAAAGAGAUGAAUGGUUAGGACGUCUAAAGAGGAUCAGAAACGAUACAGUCAUUAUAUUGAGCAUUAUUUGUCUUCAGUUGCCUUUUGAGCUAGCGUAUGCUCAUCUCUAUGAAAAAAUUGGAUCAGACAUCAUAAAGUUUGGGCUGACGGCUGUUUACCUACUUCUUAUUCAAUAUUUUACGCGAUUUGGAGGGAAAAUUUCUGCUGAUCUCAUUAAAAAUGAAAACAUUGACAAUGAAGAGUAUCAAGCAGACAGCUUAAUAUACAAGCUGUUUGGGCUUUAUUUUAUGCAGACAUAUAUUGGAGUUUUCUAUCAUGCUUUGCUCCACCGCAAUAUUAUGACACUUCGCAAAGUUUUAAUCCAGCGUCUGAUCGUCUCUGAGGUUUUUGAGAACUUGCUUGAAAAUUCUCUGCCCUACCUUAAAUACAGCUAUAAAAAGUUUGGAGCUGUUAGGCUCAAGAAGAAGCAUGAUAAGGGGUCAUCAAUUGGGAAGGUAAAAGUGAAUUCGAGAGUAGAGAAAGAGUAUCUGAAAUCUGCUUACUCUGCCAGCAUUGGAGGAGAACUUGAAGAUGGACUGUUUGAUGAUUUUCUGGAGUUGGCUCUGCAGUUUGGAAUGAUUAUGAUGUUUGCAAGUGCAUUUCCCCUCACUUUUGCUUUUGCUGUUGUGAACAACAUUAUGGAAAUCAGGACAGAUGCUCUAAAAUUGCUUGUCAUGCAUAAAAGGCCUGUUCCUCGUGCUGCUGCUACAAUUGGAGCAUGGUUGAAUAUAUUUCAGUUUCUAAUAGUGAUGUCAAUAUGCACCAACUGUGCACUUUUGGUUUGUUUAUAUGAUGAGGAAGGGAAAUGGAAAUUAGAGCCAGGGCUUGCAGCAAUUUUGGUCAUGGAGCAUAUCCUCCUAAUUAUAAAGUUUGGCUUUUCUCGCUUUGUCCCUGAGGAGCCUGCAUGGGUUAGAGCGAGCCGUGUGAAGAAUGCAACACAUACUCAAGAUGUGUCUAGAGAACUCUUGAGGACCAUUUCUGGUGGAGAAAAGAUGUUGAACCCUGCAGAAAUAACGAACUGACACCAAAAAUGCUCGCCUUGUACAUUGGUAUAUAAAAGUUUUGUAGGAUGCCUUGUAGAUGGUACAUAUAGUUAUACAGAAAUGCCAUUGCCGUCUGUGCCCUAUAUCAGUGUGUCAUCUUUUGAUUCUUGUUAUCUUUCUGCCCAGUCUUUUGCUUGAAACUGUACUUGCUUCAAGUUGUACAGGACUAUAGGUGGGUAGUGGAUGCUCACGGGUUCUUUUAAUCUCAAAGAGAAAAGAACAGAAUUUACAGUAAAGCCGAAAACUUAGAAUUUCUUCCA
Molecule: messenger RNA, 2971 nt
Organism: Chenopodium quinoa (quinoa)
Lineage: Eukaryota; Viridiplantae; Streptophyta; Magnoliopsida; Caryophyllales; Amaranthaceae
Product: anoctamin-like protein At1g73020
Exons: 16
Coding region: 804-2690 (628 amino acids)
Biological process (GO): chloride transmembrane transport
Molecular function (GO): chloride channel activity
Source: RefSeq, a predicted model, not a curated record